ACGUGUAUUUACUACACCGUAUGGAACACAGACCGAACUGUUGAUCGGCUAGGGCAGUAUUUAGGAGAUUUUAGGUUUUUAUUUUUUAAUAUAAUGCUACCUAAAAUCUAGAAAGACUUGUCCAGUCUCAACAUGGAUGAAUCACAGGUGCUCUCACCAGAUAAGGAAAACUUAGCGCCGUUUUUAUCGAGUCUUUCGGAUGAUUUUAGGUCAAACGCAAAGACCUUUUCCUCACCUGCGAGAUCUAGACGAAGUCAAUGGUUUAGCCCUUGUAAUUCACCUAGAAGAAAACCAAACACUCCAGAUGAGCUUCCAAAACUUCACCUCACCCACUUUGCUCAAACUCCUCGGGUUGGAUUUGGAAGCGUUAGAAUCGGGAACUCAAAAACCGAAGAACUUGUGGUUUGGAACCCGAACUCAGAAAGUCAAACCCUCCGUAUCGAAAAACUCCCUUCGGAAAAGGGUUUCAGCCUGGACUUUGCGGGUUUUAUUCAAGACGAGGGAGGUAAUAAUGUUCUAAUUGUUGAACCUGAAGAAGAAGUUUUGCUGCCGAUAACUUGGGAGCCAAAGGAGGGAGGAAGAUGCAGAGAGUUAUUUGUUUUCAAGUGGGCAGAAACACACCGACUGCUAGCAAUCGUGUAUGGAACAGCCAUUGAGGUGGUGAAGAAAACUGCUAAAAAGAAAAAGCCUUCAGUCCUCACGUCCAGUCAGUCUCUCAAUAAAAGCCGUGCAAGGUGGUCCACAACCAAAGCCAAGCAGCCAUUCUCUGUAGUUGUAAAGGAGUCUAAACCAAUCCCCCACCCUGUCACACCCCUUUUGCCUCCUGGGCUUGUUAGCAUUCAGAAAUCUCUAGAGUUUGGAAAUGGCAGCAUCCCAGCAACUCCAGAGGAAGCACGCCAGAUUGAUUUAAACUCAGAGGAGAGAAGAGAGACAUACGUGGUCGGAACACCAAGACGUGAGACAAUGCCAGUUGCUCCCAAGGUCAUCUCCGACUGCAUCCCAUUAAAACCUGCAAUUGAUGAUGAUCCAGUAGAGGACAAUGCAGAUACCCCAGAUGUAGCAGAAGAAUCUAAGCCCCUCCCUUCUGCUGAAGAUGGUGAAUGUGUUACGCAGAAGGUGUGUGUGCACCUUGAUCCAAGAUCCAAGCACCCAGACCCAUCUUUGAAUGUGAAUAAAGACUCUGAAGAGGGAAAAACCCAAGCUCAGACGACUGAUGAAAUUAUCGCUCAGUUGAUAUCUGACCACAAGAAAAAGAAGAAUGCUAGGUCUCAUUCUCUAGGGGCCCAGAGAAACAUUCCCAAUGCAAAAGAGCCAAAAAAAGAAGCCAAAAGGCCUGCUAGGAGGCAAAGUGAAGUCAAGCCGAGGGCUGAGGCAACAAAGGCUGUUCUCCAACCUGUGGCAUUCUCAGUACAACCCCAAAAGAGAGAGAAGCCAAAGGCUCUGAAACGAAAUUCACCAAAGCAUAGCUCUGCUAGAGGCUCUGCCUCAGGAAGGAAGACUCACAAAGUGAAAGUGAAGGUUGCAUCUAAAGGGGUUGCGCCUACACGUCUGAAGCUCGUCAAGCCGCCACGCACCAGCAUUCCCCAACACCCAAUGCCAUAUGCUGCCAAGAACAUGUACUAUGACGAGCGCUGGAUUGACAAGCAAGAAGAAGGUUUCACUAGAUGGUUAAACUUUAUCCUCACCCCACCAGAUGACUGCGACGUUCAGUUACAAAAAGACAAGAAAGGAGACUGUGGUACAAUGUCACUAACAGGGACACAAUCUAUAAAGUCCUCCCAGCCCCUGGCCCCAACCAAGGAAGACCUCUCCUUUAGGACCUACACGGCAAGGCGGCGCAUGCAACGUCUGCGCAGGCAUGCUUGUCUACUGUACCAAUCCGAGCCUCUUAUUCCUGUCAUCAGGAAGAUUGAAAGUGAGGUGGAACAUGGCCGGCUAGCAAUCAGGUCGGACCGCAAGUUACAUGCCGAUCUAGGUAUCAAGCAAACAGUUGUAAAUAUGAUCUUGUCGUACAAUACUCUUUGGCUCAGGAUUGGCCUAGAGACCAUCUUUGGUGAAAUACUCCCAAUCCAAAGCAACAACGAUGUUGCCGGCAUUGCCCGUUUCCUAAGUGACCGGUUGCUUGGUAACCCAAGUAUCGCACGUGCGUUCGCACACCCCACGGUCCCUGGCCUCUACCGUGAUGGCUAUAUCACUCAGCUGUCGAAGUUUACUCUGAAGAAGUUUCUUUUACUUGUGCUGUUUCUGGACCAUGCAAAGCUGACUCGCCUCAUAGACCAUGAUCCAUGCUUGUUCAAUAGGGACGCAGAAUUCAAGGCGAGUCGUGACCUCUUGCUGACGUUCUCAAGAGAUUACCUGAAGGGUGAGGGAGACCUGACCAAGCACCUGAGUUAUCUGGGCUUCAACGUGUCGCACCAACAGAGAGCUAUCGAUGAGUUUGAUUAUGCGGUGACAAACAUUGCCACGGACCUGCGAGACGGACUGAGACUCACGCGUGUCGUUGAACUUCUCUCGCACAACUGGCGGCUCACAUCUACUCUACGAGUUCCCGCCAUCUCGCGACUGCAGAAAAUCCACAACGUCGAAGUGGUCCUAAAAGCCCUGAAGGAUCAUGGGGUUCCUGUUGGUGAAGGCGAAGGUAGCGGCAUUACACCACGUCACAUUGUGGACGGCCAUCGGGAAAAGACCCUCAACCUCCUGUGGAUGAUUAUCGUCAAUUUCCAGGUAAACAUAUUGCUAAGCGAAGAGAAGCUGAAAGAGGAGAUCUCUUUUUUAGAGCAGAGCCUCGACUUGGAGCAUUGCCUGGCCGCUUGUGACGUGUCCCGGAUAAUGGGGCUGCCAAGGAACAAGCGGGACUCCCUCGAGUCUGGCUUAUACUUUAAGUCGGCGAGGCUGGGCUUGCUGCUCAAGUGGUGUAGACUCGUCUGCAAAAGCUAUGGGCUCAAGAUCGAUAAUUUCACGGUGUCAUUUUCUGAUGGUCGCGCAUUGUGCUACCUCUUGCACCACUACCACCCGGCCUUACUCCCCCUGUCCGCUAUACGCCAAGAGACCACACUCACGAGGAAUCCGGGGGUCCUUGACAGUAGCGACAGUGAGGAGGACGAGGGGAUCCUCCGGGAUUCCUGGACGGAGUCUUACAGUCCCGGGUCGGGAAAGAACCAUGAGCUUGAGCGACUGAAAGCCAACGAGAGAGAAAACUUCAAACUACUUGCCGAGAAGGUUCAAACAUUAGGCGGGGUUCCACUGAUGACGAAGUUCGCCGAUAUGUCCAACACAAUCCCGGAUGAAAAGGUGGUGAUCACAUACACGUCAUAUCUGUGCGCGCGUCUGCUGGACUUGCGUGACGAAAAAAGAGCUGCACGGCGCAUCCAAGUGGCCUGGAGACGACACAAGCUCCGGAAACAGCUGCAAAGGCGACAGGACUUGGUGAAGUCGGCAGUCUUGAUACAGGCCUUAACGCGAGGGGCACUCCAUCAACGUCGGUACCAGGCCCUCAGAAAAGCCACUCUCCUCCUUCAGUCAGUAUAUCGUGGCCAUUUAGUGCGCCAGCGCAUGCGCACCCGUGACCUCGCCGCUCAACGAAUCCAGUCUCACUUCCGCGCCAACAGAUCCAUGCUCAAGGCACGUGCACACUACCAGCGCCUCCGCCAAUCAGCUAUCGCGCUACAAUCGAUCGUCAGGGGCAACAAGGCUAGGAGACAGGUCCGAGAGAUUCGCGCUGCCCGCGUGAUUCAGGCCUCUUGGCGAGGUUACAUUGUCAUGUCACGUGUCAAAGCGAUGAAAAUCGCCGUCGUCACGUGUCAGAGUGCGAUCCGUGGUUUCCUCGCGAGGAAGAGACUGGGUAAAGCGAAGAAAGCUGCAGCCAUCAUCCAACAGGGUUACCGCGCUUCUGUGAAGGUUAGAAAAGCCAGGAGCGACUUCUUGGCACUGAGAAACGCGACGGUGAAGAUGCAAGCCCUGCACCGUGGUAAUCAAGACAGGAAGUUUGUAAAAAAGACCCUCGCAGCCAUCACGAUUCAAAGCUUCCUUCGGAUGAAGCUGUGCAGAGAUGAGUACCUAAGAAAAAGGGAGUCGGCCAUUAGAAUCCAGGCAGAAGUCAGGCGGUACUUGACCAGGGGUGCAUUCCUUGAUCAAAAACGUGCUGUUUUAAUAAUGCAGACCCGCUACCUGGCGCUCAAAAACGGAAGAGAGCGCAGACAAGAAUUGGCGCUACUGAGAGCGUCUACAAUCAGGAUUCAAGCUUGCUUUAGAAGAUACACAGCAAGAAGAAAGUUCCUGGUCCAGAGAGCUGCCGUUGUUAGGAUUCAAGCGUGUUUCAAGGGUCAUAUAGCAAGAGGAGAAUUCGAGAGAUUGAGAUCUGCGACAGUUCUUUUGCAGAGCUUCUUCAGAGGCCAUUUGAUGGUGAAGAAAGCCAUUGUCGAGUACCAAGCCCUGAGGAGUGCAGCGGUGGUAAUACAGUCGUGGUACAAAGCGCACAUAUGUAGAAAGAGAUUUAUUUUGCUCAGGAAAGCCGCAGUCACGAUUCAAGCCGCAUUCAGAAGUCAUGUUCUGAGAAAGCGAUUCCUUGCACUUCAGCGCGCAGUGCAUACGAUAGAGGAGAGAUACACCGCAGUUCUACACGGAAGACUCGUGCACUGCCUCUACCACCUGACUCGAGGUGCCAUCAUAACACUCCAAGCAGCCAUUCGGGGAUACCUUGCAAGGAAGGAGAUCGCCCAGCAGCGUCACGCGGCUGUUAUAAUACAAACUGCCGUGCGCGGGUACAUGAGAAAGAAGGACUACAUGAAGAUGAAGCACGCCACUACGGCCAUCCAGCGCCGAUACAGGGCUGUUGUCUUAGGACGACUAGCGACUAAAGAGUACAGGAACACACGGGAAGCAGUGAUAACAAUGCAAGCAACGUUCAGAGGAGAACGGGUGAGAAAAGAGUUACGCCAUCAAGCUAACGCUUCUGUCCUCAUUCAAGCACUAUUCCGAGGAUACAUCCAGAGAGCAAAUUAUACUAAGCUGAAGAAAGCCGCGCGCGUGAUACAGCCGCGUUACCGGGCGUACUUGGCAGGUAGAGCAGCGCGCGAGGAGUACGCGCAAAUUCGUGCAGCCGUGAUCACCAUACAGGCAUUCUACAGAGGCGCAAAAGUGCGGGACGAGGUCCGAGUAAUGAACGCGUCUGCAGUACGUAUCCAGGCGAUUUACCGAGGGUUCACCCAAAGACGGCAAUACUACAGUUUAAGACGCGCUACCCAUGUUUUCCAGAGCCAAUACAGAGCCCUUGUUAAGGGCCGGCGAGAAGCGGAGAGAUACAUGGUGACCAGGAAAGCUGUGUUGACAGUCCAGGCAUUUCUUCGCGGUAUGGUUGCACGGAAGGAGGUGAAGUGUCUACGAGCUGCCGUGAGAAUCCAGGCAUGUUACCGUGGGUAUACCGCCAGGAAGGAAUACAGCCGCUGUGUAACCAGUAUCGUGCUCAUGCAAGCUCUUGUACGUCGUAACCUAGCCGUAAAGCGAUACCAAGCGCUGCGAGAAGCAGCUAUUGGGAUUCAAAAGAGGUUCCGAGCCAAAGAAGAAGGAAAGUUGGUCUACCUGAUGUUCCACAUUCAGAGAGGGGCAUGCAUUGUCAUACAGUCUGCAGUACGUGCAUUGCUCGCUCGCAAACGAUUCUUGGAGAUGAAGACCGCUACCCUCAUCCUUCAAAAGAGAUACCGAGCUCUCAACCAUGGCAGGCGAGAACGUGCGGAGUAUCAUCGCGCGAGAGCAGCUGUGAUUACCAUCCAGGCGUACAUCCGGGGUACCCAAGCACGUGAUCUCGCGAGGAGGCACCGUGCAGCGCGCGCGAUACAGUCCUCCUACAAGAUGCACCGCGCGAGGGUGAGCUUUGUGAAAUCACGCGCAUGCGUGGUAAAGAUCCAGGCUUGGAUGCGUAUGAAAAUCCAGAGGACGCGCUUCAUAGCACUGAGAGAGGCUACGUGUAUGCUACAGACUCGCUACCGGGCAAUUAUCGCAGGCAGAACACAAAGAUUUGCGUAUUGCUAUACCCGGUGCGCGGUCAUCGCCAUACAGGCCACGAUAAGGGGCUUCUUGACAAGAUCUCUGCUCAGUCGGCAACAUAACGCCGCUACAGCCAUCCAGACUGCUUUCCGAGGAUACAAGGCAAGGCAGUCGUACAACCAAAUUCGGACAGCUGUGCUAGUGCUGCAGACUCGCUGGCGAUCGUGUCUUCUUGCCCGCGCGGUGGCGAGGAACUACUGCACACUGAGGCUAGCGGCAAUUGUCAUGCAGAGUCAUUAUCGAGGUCAGGUCGCUCGACGCUUCGUCCGCAGGAUCCGCGCCGCCGUGCUCAUCCAGGCCGCAUACAGAAGUUCCACAGCGAGAAGACAGUAUACCUCGCUCAGAGAUUCUGUUGUCGUUAUUCAGCGAAACGUACGACGGUGCCAAGCGCAGCGGUCUUACCGACGCCUCAGAUGCGCAGUGAUAUUCGUACAGCGGACGUACCGCGCAUUACAGCAGCUGCAGAAAGAUCACGUUCGGUUCCUUGUCGUGAAGUAUUCGGCUAUUGCGAUACAAAGCGCUGUCAGAGGCUGGAUGUGUAAGCGACGCUAUGAUAGCCUCAGGCAAGCUACUCUCUUGAUGCAGCAGAGACGCAGGGCCAACGUGUUGGGGAGGAUCAAGAGAGGAGAGUUUGUAAGAAAUAGGCAAGCGAGUGUUGUCGUCCAGUCCGCGUACAGAGCUUGGGUGGCGAGGAAGGUCGCACGGCGCAUGCGCGCUGCUAGGUUGAUCCAAUCAUACUACAGAAGUUGCGUCGCUCGCAAGGCGUAUCUGAGGUACAGGAGCGCAUGUGUUCGCAUGCAAGCUUUGGUGCGUGGGAAACAAGCGAGAGAAGCGUUCAUGGAACUGAAGAUGGCGACUGUGACACUUCAGCGAAGGUACAAAGCCAAUGCGGCUUGCAAAAAUCAGAGAGAGUAUUACUCACAGCUCCGAAGAAGCGUCAUCCAGAUGCAGUCGUUAUACAUUGGGCGCAAGGCACGCAAAAUUGUUAGACAGAUGGUAGAAGAGAGGAAAGCGAGGAGCUCGGCGGCCGUGAAAAUACAGCAGGUUUACCGUGGCUACAAGUUGACUCAGAUCCACGUGCUAAACUUCCACUUCAUAAGGGGUGCCAUCAUCACUCUACAGGCUGCGUACCGGGGAUACAGCGCAAGAAAACACUUACAAAAAUUACGCGCUGUGAUUAAGAUACAAGCUUACCUUCGCGGGGCGACGGCUAGACGGAAUUACGAGACACUCCGACGAGCGGUGAUCACUAUGCAAGCACGAGCCCGCGGCAACCUAGCUCAGCGGAAGUACACUCUGUUAAAAAGCUCAACCAGUGUGAUCCAGACUCGAUUUCGCGCUCAACUCGCGAUGAGGAAAGCGCGGGAAAAUUACACCGAGACGCGCGCAGCGGCCAUAACCCUUCAGUCCACGUGGAGAGGUCAUCAACAGCGACUGCAGUACAGUGAGAUUUGCAAGUCAGCGGUAGUGUUGCAGAGUCAUGUCAGGGCAUAUCAGGCGAGGAGGAGGUUCGUGGUGAUGAAACAGGCGGCGGCUGUCAUUCAAACCCGUUACCAUGCCUACCGUGACGGCGCGAGCUGUCGUCUGAAGUACAACAUGUUGCGAAGAGCUUCCGUCACCAUUCAGAGUUUUUACAGAGGUUAUCUAUCUCGCCAACACGUUCGUCAAAUCAAGGCAGCGGUAACUCUCCAAAAGCAUGCGCGUGCGCUGCUUCAAGGCCGUAAGGAGCACAGGGAUUACAUCACAAUGAAGCGAGCAGCGGUAGUUCUUCAGUCUGCAUACCGGGGUCGCUGUGCCCGCCUGGGGGCUAGGUCACAUAGAGCGGCACGUAUUAUUCAAUCGCUUUAUAGAGGAUUUGUUGCUAGGAAACGAGUAGAGCGCAUGAGGGAGGUGCGCCGACAGUGUCUCCUGAGAUUCAGCGCAGCGGUAUUUCACCACUUGUCCGCGAUACGAGUCCAGCGGUUCUAUAGGCGUGCCCGAGCACUUGCAGUCGCUAGGAAGGAAAUUGCUUCUGUUGUUGCCAUACAGUUCUGGUGGCGAGGUGCGCUGGCUCGACACCGCUAUCUGCGCAUGCGCUCUGCGGCCAUUGUACUCCAGCAAGCUGCGCGGCGUAGCCUCGAUGUCAAGCACAGGGCUGCCACUCGGAUCCAGGCGCUUGCUCGGGCAUGGCUUGCGAAGAAAGCAAUGACCACCAUGAACAGCGCAGCUCUCAAAAUCCAGGCUCUUUGGCGAGGUUAUCAAGUACGGCGUCACGUGACCAGCCUGAAGGUCAAGAAAGCGCGCAAGCGCAUCGAGGCAGCCAAUGAGGCUGCGACCGAGUCCAUGAAGCUUUGCAAUCGUACUCGUUCCGCGUUGGAUUAUCUGCUCACAUGCAAGAAUCUCUCCUCCAUCUACAAGACUUUGGUCAACUUGGAGGUUGUGACUCGCCUAUCUUACGUAUGCUGUGAGCAGCUGCUCAGGGAGAAUGCAUUGCGCGUCAUCUUCACGGUCAUCAGAAACUCCAACCGUAGCCUGCCCCAGAUGGAGAUCGUGAAAUACGCACUCGCCAUCUUGAUCAACGUCGCCAAGUGUCCGAGCACUUUCCGAGCGGUUUACGAAGAGCCCGACUCGCUAUCGACACUUGUCGAGCUGAUGACGAUUUUCCGCGAAAAGGAUGUGCUUUUCUCCAAAGCAUGCUGCCUUAUUACUGUGUUAGGGCGACGAGACCAUUCAAUAGUACAGGACAUCAUAAACCAACCGAAAAUCUGCGAAAAAUUCCGAAGUAUCAGCAGCCUGGUUGAGCGGAAAUACAAACGGGAGGCAAGACGAAGCGUAGUCAAGUCCAAGAUGACACAUGGGACACCCUACAAGGCCGUACCCCCCUCGACCCCCUGCCAGAAUCCCCCACCCUCCACCCCGUACAAGAAAGCACCUCUCGUCACGCCGUACAAGCACACGCCAUUCAAGACCCCUUAUAAGGCAAAGCGCCAAUCUGAUUGGGCCAUGUGGCAGGAGUAUGUAAAUAAGAUCCAGGAUCCUUUGCACGCAGUGCGAUCGAUGAUGAGGACCUAUCACCUUGACGACCAGUAAAAUUACGUCAUCGAGCCUCGUCACUAUGUGUGAUAAAUGGCUACGUCUGUCUCCUGCAUCCAUGUGGGCUGUUGGUACAGUUUCUCUAUUGAUUUUAGGUAGAUUUUAUUUUUUAUUAGUUGAAGUUCUGAAAAAAAAGUAGAAAUCGAAUCUUCAUUUUACUGUAUAUCAUGUAAUGCCAUUUUCAAGUUGUACAUUUUUGCAUUUCCAUACGUUACAACGAUUGUGUUCUCAUUUGUACAUAGUGUAAAUACACCAAAGUUGUUUCUAAAUACAACCUAUUUUACACAUCA
Molecule: messenger RNA, 9404 nt
Organism: Nematostella vectensis (starlet sea anemone)
Lineage: Eukaryota; Metazoa; Cnidaria; Anthozoa; Actiniaria; Edwardsiidae
Product: abnormal spindle-like microcephaly-associated protein homolog
Exons: 26
Coding region: 133-9111 (2992 amino acids)
Biological process (GO): mitotic cell cycle; establishment of meiotic spindle localization; spindle organization
Cellular component (GO): spindle pole
Molecular function (GO): protein binding
Source: RefSeq, a predicted model, not a curated record